GUUUACCAUCAUUUUGGAAAUGCAACAGUAGGGCCUCCUGACCCAUAUUCAGAAGUUCGAUGCAGUGUGUGCCUUGUUACGACCGAUGAAAGUCUUCUACUUCUAUGUGAUCUUUGCGACUCUGCUUCUCAUACGUACUGUGUUGGUCUGGGUGCCACUGUACCUGAGGGUGAUUGGUUUUGCCAAGACUGUACUUUGUUGAGGGCUGAACAUUCCAAGAAUGAUAUUGAUACCAAAUAUGAGAGUCAAGCUAGUUUUUGGGACAUCCAUAAAGUGUCAUCUGUUGAAGAACGUACGUCAGUGUUUGAUAUUGUACGAGAAGCCAGCAUUACUGAGGUUGGGAGAUCUUCUACAACAGCCUCUCGACUUCCAAGUCAGUUUCCAUCUUUUGUAGUCUCUGAAAGCGGAGUUAUUCUACCAGACAACGUGACUGGGCCAGAUACAGGAACGCAAUCAAGGGUUGCAUGUAAUUCAACUGAGGUGGCUGCAAGAACACUGGGUCAUUGUCGCAGUGUGCAUGAUCGGAUAAGAACGUUACGUGCAAAUUGGAAUGCUUUUAGAAGUGGCUCCUUGAGCUUCUCUUGCAGCUCAGUUAAUAAUGGGGACUGCACUGACCAAAAAAGUGACACUGGUUCCGUACUUCGUGGCAGAUCAGGUCAAACACAUCCUGCAUCUUACUCAAGUCCGCAAUUGACAGCUGAAAAGGAUUCUUCCUGUGAUAUGCUACAUAAUAGAGGCUCACUUGAUGUAGACAAAGCUUGGAAAAUGAUGGCUGUUGCAAAGUCCUUAAAUCAAGGUCGUGGCGAAUCCAGCAUGGCUCAUCAGGCCUUAAAGCAGCCUUCAACGAAAGUAAAUUCCCUCAAAGAACCAAUGAAAAGGACAUCAAGGAUUCUUCCGUUGAAUAACAAACAAUUUAGGACUAGGAAUCUUGGUGGCAUUGGACCAGAAAAGCAUUACCAGUAUUAUUCUCUUCAACAGGACGACGAUGGGCAAAAAUCUCAAAUGUUUCAAAAUUUUAAACAGCACAAGGUUACCAUGAGGGGGGUUCCAAAAUUUGGUGAGGGUUCCCCAACGACUUGCUCUCCAGGAUAUGGUGAGUUACCAUCUUCUAAGAACCGUAUUUCAGCUCACACAGAUGCUCGUCAUUGUGAUGGGGAACUACUGGUGGAGAAUAUGCGUGGAGCUCCGUCGAAUGAUUUUAAUGAGUGUGGUGGACCUUGUACGAAUUCUCCAAUUGCAUCAUUGCCAGUAGCUUUAAAUAUUUCUCAUCCCAAACUGGAGCUUUGUGCCUCUUCCUCGUCGAGCAAGACGAAACCUCAUGGGGGAAAACGGAGGAAAGAAAAAUGUUUUGCUAAAAGUAAAGCUAUGAGAGAUGACGCCAAGAGCGAGAUUCAAUCUCUUGUCAAGCUCAACUUGAAGCUUCUUGGUGGAUAUAAAUUAGAAGUUGGUGCGUUCAAGGAAGUUGCAAGGCUUGCUACGCAUUCUAUCUUGGCUUCGUGCGGUUUAGAACAUCUAAAGCCUGGUGUCCCUUCCUUCCCGAGCUCGGUCUGCUACCAUGGCAAUGAUAUUCGGCCAUUCCGAAGGUCCACUUUGAUGCCUGGUUCGUGCAGAGAAUGCUUUUAUGUAUUUGUGAAAGAUGUUGUCAACUCCAUCAUGCUUCAGAGAGCUGGUGGUGCUGAAAUGUCAUGCUAAGGGCUUUUUUUUAUUUUGGGUUGAUGGCUGGUUGCUAGGGUAUAUCCAAGUCAAUGAUAAUGUUAUUCUUCUCUGAUUUUGGGCAAUUUGCUUAUUGUUGCAGUUUUAUACAAGUUGUUGAUGAUGUCACUCGACUGUUGCCCCUUUCUUUGAUAAUCUUUUUUGUACAUUUUGGGCGGUGGGGGUUUUGUUGGGUUGUUUAGGUUCAGCUCAGAUGGUAGUUUUACUUCUACUUUUUGUUGGUAGGUAAAAAAAAUUAUUGUUCUUCUCUGUACACUGUUGAUAGAUUAUAAAUUGUC
Messenger RNA from Ilex paraguariensis (yerba mate), 1991 nucleotides. The record is from the annotation of a GenBank genome assembly. Lineage: Eukaryota; Viridiplantae; Streptophyta; Magnoliopsida; Aquifoliales; Aquifoliaceae.